UUGAAAGAAGACAACAAGCCACCGUCACAUUCUUGUAAAGGAGCAACCGAUAUGUGUAUGAAAAUUUAGUUCUACUCGAGCUUCGGAUACUGCAGUACGAUGGUUAACAGAGUUUUUCUUGUGGGCUUUAUAUUCGCCACGUUUUUUGGUGUGAUUUGGUGUGCAUGCAGACAAUCUUACGUGACAAAGUGCGACCAUUUCGAAGACUUAAAAAAAUACGAAGAUAUAGAGAACAUGAGAACGUUAAUUAUAGGCUCGGAACAUGGUGACGUAGAACCAUCCCCUGUUAGUCUGAUAGAAGACCUUGACUACUAUUCUUUCUACAGAUUGACAACGGUUAUUAUCGUUCGAUCAAUCAACCAGUUAAAGCCACAACGUUCAUGGAAAUGUGAUUAUCAUGAAUCUUCCCUGAAAUAUUUCACGUUGUAUGCCAACAAGUUAAAAGUGAUUGAGAAGGAUCAAUUACCUAGAAUUGCACUAAAAUUAUUUAGUUUGGUUAACAACGGAAUUGAAUCAGUGAAACCUUACGCGUUCUAUCAUCAAAUUGAAGAGAUUGAUUUAUCUGAAAAUUUAUUAGAAGUAAUAGAAAAUGAUUCUCUACCUAGCGAGAGUACGUCUGUGAGCAUUAGAAACAAUAAGUUGGCGCACAUCGAAGCUGAUGGUUUUCCUAAAGGCUUGAAGAAUCUCAACUUGGCUGGAAAUCAACUAAGAUAUAUUCCACCUGAAGUUUUAAAAAAUGUAAAGAACCUUACAGAAUUGACUCUGAGCCACAACAAAUUCAAUUCUUUACCACCGAUCAAGCAUUUAGAACAGUUAGUAGUUUUCGAUAUAUCUUUCAACUCGAUCAGUACACUGGAACGCGGCACGUUUGAAAAAAUGGAUAAUUUGAAACUAAUCGAUUUAUCCGACAACAACAUUCACCAAAGUGACGUUUUGCAGCUACUCAGCACUCCCGGAAAGCAACCAUCGCUUACAGUUUCGUUAGCUCUGAAUCGUCUCAGCAACUUAGAACUUGAGAAUCUUUCCCUCCAAACUCAGACGUUUGUUUUGUAUGGAAAUCCUUGGAAGUGCAACGUGUGGCAUGAAAUUAAAAAGAACCUGUCUGUCCGUGAAAGUGAUUGUUCUUUUGAACUACCUUCUAAUGAAACUUUGCCUAUUUGUGUUUCUUAUGUCGUUGAUGGUGACUACAGCUCUAGGGAGACUGAAAUUGCAAAAUUCGUUGCAGCAUUUCGAGAGAUUCUUAAAAAUCGUCCAAGGAAUUUCUACUGUCGUGACGACUUGAGUCGAAAUAAAUGGCUGUAUCCUAUUAAGCGUAAUUGUUAUGGAUUUCACGGUUAAAAACGUGUUGUCAUAUGCUGUGUCAAUGUAGAGAUUAAAUAAAAUUCUAGGAAAAU
Zophobas morio is the source of this 1394-nucleotide messenger RNA. RefSeq names its product protein phosphatase 1 regulatory subunit 7-like. Gene Ontology annotation, molecular function: protein binding. Bases 100 to 1338 code for a protein of 412 amino acids. NCBI's taxonomy places the organism in Eukaryota, Metazoa, Arthropoda, Insecta, Coleoptera, Tenebrionidae. The transcript has a single exon. The record is from RefSeq and is a predicted model, not a curated record.